AUGUUUCUCUGGAUGCUGAUCAUCAGCUUUGCUGCAGCCCUUAAAGGUACACUUUCUCCUAUAAAGAUGGUAGCAUCUGGUCCCAAGGAAGGGAAGGUCUCCGGAUCACUUCCACUCACCUGUACUGUAAUGGGAACACCUCUGAAUAGUCCUCGGUAUGACUGGAAUUUUGUCCGUCAGGCCCCAGGAGGUGAGCUGCAAUUUCUAGGUUGGAUCUAUCCUUUUGGGAAUAACACAGGCUAUGCCCCUGCUUUCCAAGGCCGAGUCACCAUCUCUGCAGAUAAAGACAAAAACAAGGUUUCCCUGCAGCUGCAUGCCCUCAAAGCCUCAGACACAGCCACCUACUUCUGUGCUAGGCAGCACACAGGGACACCAACGGGGGGAGAGACAACUGUGGCAACAGACAAGCUUGUAUUUGGAACUGGGAUCCCUUUUUCAGCUGAGCCAAGUAAUCAAGAAGAAUCUGCCCCAGAAAUCAUUGUGCUUAAAUCAAAGGAACCCAAACAAUAUGACAGCAAACUGAAUAUGGCUUGUUUGGCAAGAACUUUCUACCCUAACGACAUCAGUCUUGACAUGCCCCAAAGUGACACUGUAUAUGAUCUGAAGGCACCUCUUGUUACAUCUGAGGGGAUAUAUAGUACCAUGAAGGUAGUUGGAGUGGAACCAGAUGGAGAGGUGACCUGCAAGGCCAUACACAAUGGGAAAAGGACUACAGCCAACAUAGUUCUGCCAGCAGAGAAGACUGAAGAAUUUGAAACAGUUAAUGCUUGCAUCAUUACAGAUGCCUCUACAAAAGCAUACAUCAAAACGGAGGAAGUGAAUAUGCUGUCCAUGACUGUUUUGGGUUUGAGAGUCCUGCUGACAAAAAGCAUCGCCUUCAAUGUAAUUAUGAGUAUAAAGCUGUCUGUCUUCCAAGGUAUUGGGUAA
Messenger RNA from Chaetura pelagica (chimney swift), 927 nucleotides. Its product is annotated as Ig heavy chain Mem5-like. The transcript is spliced from 7 exons. Gene Ontology annotation, molecular function: immunoglobulin receptor binding; antigen binding. Gene Ontology annotation, cellular component: external side of plasma membrane; blood microparticle; immunoglobulin complex, circulating. The record is from RefSeq and is a predicted model, not a curated record. Lineage: Eukaryota; Metazoa; Chordata; Aves; Apodiformes; Apodidae. Bases 1 to 927 code for a protein of 308 amino acids. Gene Ontology annotation, biological process: positive regulation of B cell activation; B cell receptor signaling pathway; complement activation, classical pathway.